Messenger RNA from Pomacea canaliculata, 572 nucleotides. RefSeq names its product 60S ribosomal protein L24-like. Gene Ontology annotation, cellular component: cytosolic large ribosomal subunit. Gene Ontology annotation, molecular function: structural constituent of ribosome; mRNA binding. The record is from RefSeq and is a predicted model, not a curated record. NCBI's taxonomy places the organism in Eukaryota, Metazoa, Mollusca, Gastropoda, Architaenioglossa, Ampullariidae. The coding region runs from base 66 to 530 and encodes 154 amino acids. Gene Ontology annotation, biological process: cytoplasmic translation. The transcript is spliced from 4 exons.
UCUUUUUUAUUUUUACGUUGCUUCCGCUGCGAGGCUGUUUCAUAAAUUCUCUUUCCGGCUGCACCAUGAAGAUCGAACUGUGUUCGUACAGUGGUAUCAAGAUAUACCCAGGACAUGGGAAACGACUUAUUAAAGUCGAUGGCAGGGUCUUCAACUUCUUGAGUAAGAAGUGUGAGCGGUCACAUGCCAUGAAACGCAACCCUCGUGAAAUCAACUGGACAGUGCUUUACCGACGUAAGCACAAGAAGGGCCAGACAGAGGAAGUAGUGAAGAAGCGAACACGCCGUACACAAAAAUUUCAGCGUGCAAUUACUGGAGUUUCUCUGACUGAAAUUAUUGCUAAGCGUAACCAAAAGCCAGAGGUGCGAAAAGCUCAGCGAGAACAGGCCAUCCGAGCUUACAAAGAGAAGCAGAAGCAAAAAGAUGCAGCAAAGAAGGCAGCAAAACCUGCACCAACGAAGGCUGCCAAGACCCAGAAGGCUGCCAAAAAUGUGGCAGCAAAGGCACCUCGUGUUGGUGGCAAACGAUAAAGGAUUUUUGUUUUGCUAAGUAAAGCUGUCUUGAGGAUUUAA